UACUCGUUGAAUCGGUAUAAAACAUUGAGUAUGGGUAAUGGCAGUGCAGUCGGUACUUGUGGCUAUUUUAUUUAGGACUGUUGGAUUUCCGAACGGCUUAGGACAUGAUAUGGAUGCUGUUUUUGAUUGCUGCUCUACUUCCUAUACAACAAUCUCUGGAAUACGAUGACAUAGACAUAUUGACAAACUACGAUGUACAGUUCGCACAGCUAGCAGAUAACCAAGCAACUCCCAAGAAGAAGCAAGGUUUCAGUGCUGGAAGUAGUUUGAGGAGUAUAGCAGAAGGUUCUUCAAACGCCGCUGACGAUGCCGUCAAUAAUCAAGACGCUGCUGGACAUCAAGCAGCCUAUGUUGCCAAAAACACACUUGCUCAAUCUGCAGCAGCAGCCUCAGCUACUGCUCAAGCCGCCCUAGCAGGAAAACAAAUUCUUCUUCAAGGAAUGGAACAACAAUUUAGGGAUGCUCAAACUGCUCUAAUGGGAGAAAAACAGCAACUUAUGCAGGCACAAAGAGCAGCUGAUCAAACAAAUAGAGCAGCACAAGAAGCAAGAACACAUGUACAAGUCCUUCAGAACACGCUAAAUGCCGCUCAAGCUGCAGCAGAUCACGUAACCCAAGCAGCAAACGAGGCCGCCGGGGAGUUAGCUGCUCAGCAAGCCAUGGUUGGUUCUGCGAUGGACCGAUUAGAAAAUAUAGGAAAACAACUAGCAGCCGUAAGGAUCGACUUCGAAGCCACAAGAGCUGCAGCGAUGAAAGCUCAAGCCGCGGCCCAAGCAGCUGCAGCUAAUGCAGCGGCAGCGGCUGCAGCUGCCGCCGCUGGACUAGCCAAGAACGCCGGAAAACAACCUCCUCCUCCUCCCCCACCACCACCACCAAAGGCAGAUAACGGCGGAGGUGGUAAAAAGGGUGGUGGAAGUGGAGGCUCUGGAGGAAAUGGUGGUAAAUCUUCUAAAUAUAGUGCAGAUGCUGAUUACGAUCAAAAUUCUUUUUAUCACCCUUUGUUCUAUGGAGAAAGUUAACAGAUAUUUUCCAGGGUGUUGUUAAUUUUUUUACUGUUUCUAAAAAAUAAAGUACUAAAUUACA
Messenger RNA from Diabrotica virgifera virgifera (western corn rootworm), 1083 nucleotides. Its product is annotated as antifreeze protein Maxi-like. NCBI's taxonomy places the organism in Eukaryota, Metazoa, Arthropoda, Insecta, Coleoptera, Chrysomelidae. The transcript has 5 exons. The record is from RefSeq and is a predicted model, not a curated record. The coding region runs from base 105 to 1019 and encodes 304 amino acids.